AUGGGAUCUUCCAGAAUGCGAGACGAUGAGAAAGAGAGCGAGGACGACAUCUGUAUUGAUGUUUACGAUUCCGAUCGAGAUGGAGAAGCAGUGGGGCUUCUGUGGGCGGAUGGGAUUCUGGAGAUGUUCCCUCCUUUGUAUGCCGAGACUGCCCUCCACCCCACAGUAGUCGGCGGCAUGGUGGCCUUGGAAGCCGUCAUUAUUCCCCUGAGCUCCCACAUUGUCACUCCCCGAUAUCGUCAUGUCAUCAUGGCGGUGCUGCCUGGACUAUUUCUGGGGGUUUCAUGUUUAGCGUUUCUGUUGGUGGCGGCCCUGAAAAUUCACAUUCGGUGGUCGAAAAAGACUCGCAUCGAAACAACGUUUGGGGAUGCUCCCCAAAAGUCUCACCAUCAGUCCGACACCACCACCACCAACAACAACAACAACAAGCAGAAGAAGAAAGAGAUUAUUGGUCAGUGGGUGCUAUUGCGAAAAACGCAGGCUCUGGGAUGCGUGACGUUGUAUCGGGAAGAAGAUGCCAGCGACGAUGGUCAAGGUGAAUGGAGAUUUUGGAUCAGUCACUUGACGAUUGCCCCUUCCAUUCGACGUCUGGGAUGGGGGGAUCGGUUAGCAUCCAAGGCGGAAGCCAAGGCUCGUGAGAUGGGAGCUUCAUCCAUUCGAAUUCUCGUGGGAAAUGUCAAGUCAAAACCAUUCUGGUUGCAACGUGGCUACAAAACACUCUAUCCUCGUUGGACGUGGCUGGGGCAUGAAUCAAUCUACAUGGAGUUGGAUCUGAAGGAAAAGGAGGAUCAGGAUUGA
This is a messenger RNA of Seminavis robusta, 798 nucleotides long. The record is from the annotation of a GenBank genome assembly. Lineage: Eukaryota; Bacillariophyta; Bacillariophyceae; Naviculales; Naviculaceae.